AUGGGCAGCAUUCGGCAAACUAAGAUAUGUGUUAAAAUCAAUGUGCUUAAAGAGGAAGGUGUACCAUCAGUGCGUUAUGCCAGUACUUACAUAUGGCGCAGAGACACUUACACUGACGAAAAAGUCCAUAGAAAAAAUCCGUGUAGCCCAACGAGCUAUGGAAAGAGCAAUGCUUGGUAUGCUAUAUAUCUGCUUAAAAAACUCAAAUGGAACUGGGCUGGGCAUAUUGCCAGAAGAACGGAUGAUAGAUGGACCAAGCUAAUACUAGAAUGGCGGCCAAGACAAGAUGCUCUCAGAAACAGAGGCAGACCUCCGACAAGAUGGUCAGAUGACUUGAAGAGAUUUAGGGGAAACUGGAUCCAAGUGGCACAGGACCGAGAAGAGUGGAAGGAUUUGAGGGAGGCCUACGUCCAGCAGUGGACACUUCAGGCUGGUUGA
This is a messenger RNA of Sitophilus oryzae (rice weevil), 438 nucleotides long. RefSeq lists its product as uncharacterized. Bases 1 to 438 code for a protein of 145 amino acids. The transcript is spliced from 2 exons. NCBI's taxonomy places the organism in Eukaryota, Metazoa, Arthropoda, Insecta, Coleoptera, Curculionidae. The record is from RefSeq and is a predicted model, not a curated record.